GUCGACUUAUGGCGAGUUGUGUGAGAGAAGACCAAACCUGAGAUUUCACUUCAAUCAUGGCAUCCAAUGGGAGCUCCGAGACAGGUUGCAGGUCAGAGGUCAGACCAAGCAACGACACCUGCACCCAGAACGAACUGUCUGUCACCGCGUCCAUCAUCUCCAUGACCGUGGGCAUCUUCUCCAACAGUCUUGCCCUCUUCAUCCUCGUCAAAUCCUACAACCGCAUCCGGAUCAAGUCCAAGGCGUCCUUCCUGCUGUUUGCCAGCAGCUUGGUGGUCACAGACCUCCUGGGUCACCUCAUCAACGGCUCCCUUGUGCUUUUUGUCUACAGCUCACACAAGAAAUGGGAGAUGUUUGACCCUCACCGUAUCGUGUGCAGCAUCUUCGGUGCGUGCAUGGUGUUCUUUGGCCUGAGCCCCUUGUUCCUGGGGAGUGCCAUGGCGGUUGAGCGCUGCAUUGGCGUCACCAGGCCUAUUUUCCACUCCACGGCAAUUGCUUCCCAUCACAUGAAAAGACUGCUGGGACUCACCUGGCUGCUCGCUGCCCUGGUGGCAGUGUUCCCACUGCUGCUGUGGAGGCCCUACAAGGUUCAGAGCUCCAGGAGCUGGUGCUUCUUCCAUAUGGAGGAACCCAAAGACUGGCUGGAUGUGCUCCUGCCUCUGCUUUUCUCUAUGCUGGGGCUGCUGGCCCUACUGCUGUCCAUAGUGUGCAAUACACUGACAAGCUGCGCUUUGCUGCAGGCCAGAUUGCGCCGCAAGCAUCACUGCAGAGGAACAUCCUACCACAUAGAGAUGAUCUGCCAACUGCUGGUUAUCAUGUUGGUGUCCUGCGUGUGCUGGGGCCCAUUACUGAUCCAUGUCAUCUUGCUGAGCACCAGAGUCAGAAACGAGCCUGCGUCUUUCAGCCUACUGAUGGUGGUACGUAUGGCCACAUGGAACCAGAUCCUGGACCCCUGGGUUUACAUCCUGCUGAGAAAGGCUGUUCUGAGGAAAAUGUUUAUGUUGUUCCACAGCUGCUGGAGCCCAAAGUUUCAUCACCUAAACCGCUGGCAGCGCGGUAUGCUCCGCAGCUCAAUGGAGACCAGCAACUCAGGUGUUGGCUCAUCUGACUGCCGCUGCCUCGGUAGAUUACCUCUGUCUGACACUGCGAUCAAACCCAUCACCUGA
This is a messenger RNA of Larimichthys crocea (large yellow croaker), 1166 nucleotides long. RefSeq names its product prostaglandin F receptor (FP) (gene ptgfr). The record is from RefSeq and is a predicted model, not a curated record. Gene Ontology annotation, biological process: inflammatory response; adenylate cyclase-activating G protein-coupled receptor signaling pathway; positive regulation of cytosolic calcium ion concentration. Gene Ontology annotation, molecular function: prostaglandin F receptor activity. Gene Ontology annotation, cellular component: plasma membrane. Lineage: Eukaryota; Metazoa; Chordata; Actinopteri; Sciaenidae. The transcript is spliced from 3 exons. The coding region runs from base 57 to 1166 and encodes 369 amino acids.